Molecule: messenger RNA, 515 nt
Organism: Telopea speciosissima
Lineage: Eukaryota; Viridiplantae; Streptophyta; Magnoliopsida; Proteales; Proteaceae
Product: rho guanine nucleotide exchange factor 8-like
Exons: 2
Coding region: 36-506 (156 amino acids)
Molecular function (GO): guanyl-nucleotide exchange factor activity
Source: RefSeq, a predicted model, not a curated record
AUGUUCUUAUCUUGAUUCCCCUGCUUGAACUCACAAUGGUUCGAGCAUUUGAACAGGAUCAUACCAUUCAGAAGUCCAAGUCCUUCACCUUCAAAGGGAUAUUUGAGAUGACUGGUCGCCAGGCCCAGAGCCUGGUUGUUGAAGCUAUUAAAGGAAGGUCAAUGGGGGAUGAAAAUAAGGUUAUAUUCCGAAGUCAGGGAUCGAGAACUGAACGGACAGUUGAGAAUCAACAAAUUGGGUCUGUACUGAAUCGCGAUGCUGUUCCCAAGUCACGUUUGAUCAAAGAUGGGGGUGGGGGUGGCAGUGUUCCCUCCCAAGCCAAAGACAAGAACUCAGAUAUGGAAAUGAUAAAAGAAAGGUUCACUAAGCUUCUCUUGGGUGAAGAUAUGUCGGGUGGAGGGAAGGGUGUUUCAUCGGCUUUGGCUUUGUCGAAUGCCAUUACCAACCUUGCAGGUGCUGCUUUCAAUUCCUGCAUGAAACUGUAUUUCCUUUCUCUGUUACAAUAAACAUUAAUA